Acanthoscelides obtectus is the source of this 6478-nucleotide messenger RNA. The record is from the annotation of a GenBank genome assembly. Lineage: Eukaryota; Metazoa; Arthropoda; Insecta; Coleoptera; Chrysomelidae.
AUGCAGAUAGAUGCGUUAGAAUGCAUAUACGCCCAACCGAAAAAUGUGCUGUUCAUUCACGAAGGAAAAAAAUAUAUAGAUAUCCAACUGAAUCGAACAUGUCAGUCAGCUGAUGGGUUCAAUAGAACAUUAAUAGAGCUACAGUGCGAAACAGAUAUUGAAAAUAACGAACAUUUUGUAAAUCGGAAGGAAUGGAGGAUCAAGAACUGUAUUUUAUAUGUGCCAUUUGUCACUUCAAAAGCUUGUCGAAACGAAGAUCAGUCAGGUGUCCACAAAAUUGAGCAACCACAGUACUCAAUUGGAGACGUUGAUAUUGUGCAUGAUCCCCCAAAGGAGCAAGCUAAAGAGCGUGAUGUUACUGUCAGCCAUACUGACAUUCUUUAUAAUGAACAGAAUUGCACAAAAUUCAUUAAAAAUAACUAUACAGGUUAUACGUUCAAUAUAUCUACUCUAAACUUCCAGGUAAAGGUCAUUGGAUGUCCCAGCAUAGCUUUUAAUUACAGUAACAAUUCCGUUUCAAUCGUGUAUCCUGCCCACAGUCCUUGCAUAAAUGGUCGCGAGGUGCAAAAAAAAUGGGCUAAUUUAAGGACUUGCUUUCGUCGAGAAUUAAAUGCACAAAAAAACACUAAAUCGGGACAAGCUGCGACCAAGAGGCGUAAAUAUGUCUACUUUGAACAGUUAUUAUUUUUACUCCCAUGCAUGGAAAACCGACGUACUGAAUGUAAUCUGGAGGAGGACAAUUCUCAAGAAAAUGAUGAGGAUGAUGAGCAAGCUGGACCAUCUGCUUCCACCCCUAUUCGUCAGCGGAAGAAGAGGCCUAAUGUAUCGAAGCAUACGGACUUGGAUGAAGCAUUAUUAAAAUCAUUAAAUGCGACUAAUGCUGAUGAAGAUGUAAACUUUGCUUUGUCUCUAGUCCCUUCACUCCAAAAUUUAACCGCAGAAGAAAAACUGGAUGCUAAAAUAGGUAUUCUGAACGUGUUUAAACAGAUAAGACUAGCUAGGUGUGUUCAAUCUACUCAGCCAACAUAUAGGUACAACACAGUACAGCAACCUAUGUCCUCUUUUCCUCUUUAUCGAGGGACUAACAACAUGCCACCACAACAACAAUCACAGGCUUAUACAACUAGGUCUACACCAUCCCCCAAUUUGCCACCCACAACCAUUCAAAACAUUUCAUCACCAGGCAACUCCAACGAGACACAAAACGACUGUGAUAAAAUGGUCGUUAAUCAGCCAGAAGCUUGUAAGUUAUUAGAAAAGGCUCCUGUUAGCGCAGCAUAUAGUGCGGCAGCAGUAGCAGGAACUGUGAUACUCAACGGCGACUGAAGUUGAACAAUUCUCCUAGAUCUAUACCAAAAUAUUUCCACCAAUACCAAAAGAUGAGAAUGGUUAGUAUUACAUUACCCGUAUUGAGUUGUUGGUUUAGUCUAUUUACAUUUGUUGAAAAAUAUAUAUGUUAAGCACCCGCUAGAAAAAGCAACUCCCGGCAAAAGUACAAAUAGUACUGUUUUGGGGGUUUGUUAAAUUUUUAUGAAACGAGAUAACGUAUUUGGCAAUUAUUUACAAAAUACACUUUCAAAUAAAAAAAAACAUUCCGCGUUUCAGUAAAUUAGUUUCAAAUCAAUUUUUUUAUUCGUUGUGGAUGUCAGUGAAGUACUGGUGCCACCAUAUUGUGAUCUAUUAACAAAACGGUGCAAUUUUUGUUGUGAAUAAAUUGGAUCAAGUGUCUCGAAAUGUUUUCUUAGUCUCGGUACAGCUUUAGAGAGAAUUUGUAUUCUCGCUCUAGAGCAGUAUUGCUCAAAAAUGCAGGGUAUAGUUUUAGUUUCUUGAAAUAGUUUCGUAUGUAUUAAUUUGCUAUACACGUUGUCCCAUUUUAAUCUCCCUACCUAAAACUGCACAUUUAAAAAAAAGAUGUCAAACAAAAGUUGUAGGGUUUCGAUGAGGUAAAAUGAUGGUCACUUAGACAAUGACCUUUAAGGUAUUUUCAAGGUCAAGUCAAUAUUUUCAAAUGAAACACCCCCUUUUUUCAUAUCGGAAUUAAAAUGACGAGCAAAUUUUACGUCUCUCUUGGCCACUGCUUUCAAGGCCAUUUCAAGGUUAAAUAAAGACAUAGAAAACAAUUUGUUCUAGCAAAAAUGUUCAACAGCAUAGUGUGAUUUGUGGGAUCACCCAGCGGCGACAUCUUGACCAUGAUUUUUAGGGUCAAGUCAAAAUUCUCAUAGGAAACCUCAUUUUUAUACCGGACAUGCAAAAAGCGAAAAAUUUCCCGCUCUUUCUAUUUCCAGUAUAAAAAUUAGAGGUUUUCUUUGGAGAUUUUGACUUGACCUUGAACGUCAUGGUCAAGGACACCUCUGACUGAUCCUCACAAACCUCACAACUGUUCUGUCGAACAUUUUUGUUAAAACAAAUUGUUUUCGAUGCCUUAACUUGACCUUGAAGUGUCUUGGAGGCAGUUGUCAGAGUCAUGGCCAAGGUUCGGACGAAAAAUUUGGUCCUCUUUUCAAUUCCGAUGUGGAAUAUAUAUAUAUAUAUAUAAUAUAAAUAAAUUUCACAUGCAGCUACUUAUUUGAGGAAUGCUUUAAUGUAAAAUAAUUUAUUAUUAGUUUUAAGCGGUAAUGCCCAUUUUUAUUUUAGUUCCUUAUAGCGAUGUGUCAUAUUUCUGAUCGCAUUUUUUCGUACACCUGAGGUAUUAAAUUGAGUUCUGCAGUGUAAAUAAUCACAGAUUUGUAAUCAUUGACAACAUAGAUUUAUGAGAAUAAAUUGAAUUCUUUGUUUAAAUGCAGUCUUUACAUAUACCGGAGACAGUGGAAAAAGAUCAAUGGAAAAUGCUUCUUACUAAAACAUAUGGUUGACAUGUUUAAAAAAAUUCGCGUACAUAUAAAUACUUUUUGUACCAUGAUUUUGAGACACUUGCAUAAUUUGCAGAAUAUUAUAAAUCAACUUAGUACGAAUAUAUUAGUCCCAGUAAAAGAAAGUUCACUCACAACGUACUAAAGUACCAAAUAACUACAUAAAUGGCUGUGUUCCUAGAGUAUAUCCUAUGUGAAUUCCAUACAUUAUACAGGGUGUCCCUGAGUGAGAGGGUAACCUCCAGAUUCAUUUAAAAUGUAAACGUUAUGAACUCCUGUAACAAAAUGUCAUAUGAGGGUACAGUACUCUCAAACGCGAUACUAUGAUUUAGUUUUCUCUCGAUAAUCUGCGAACUAUCGUAGUAUCCUCAAAAUCGUUUGUCACCCUGAGCGAGUGAUUGUGUUUUCAAGUUAUAUUUAGGAUUUGCUUCUUCAGUGUUCAAUUUUCUCGUAGGGAAGUGAGUAGAACAUUUUUUAUACAAACUUAUAACAUAAUACUCUAUGUGAAUGUAAUAGUUUGCUUAUACAAAUUUCAAGGGACACCCUCUAUAACACAUAUAUUAAUCGCAGAAUUUCUUGUUGAUCCAAGAUCACUCUAAUGUAAAAGUUUAGUGAGAUAUAUGGUUAUAAGAUAUAUUAUUUAAAAUCCGUCUGAUGUAGUAGUAGUAGUGGUGGAGGGCGAAGCCUGGUAACUAGGCCAGCCUUGACCUUGUUGCCGACCCCGUUGGACCAACACUAUACUACACAUGCUAUCUAUUGAUACCAGAUAAUUGUAACAAUGUGGUACUGGCCUGAUCUGGUGCGUAAUCCUAACUUAUACAACACUAAAAAUUUGUAUUUCUACUUUUAAUAGCGUUUCUAAAUUUCCACCUUUGGUAGUACAUAAGUUCACUCCUUCCGAUAAUGUGACAUAUUACUGGUAUCAAUACUUUGAAAAGUUAAUUUCAUUUUUCUUCAAAGACUCCCUUAUGGAGGACCUAAUUAACUAAUAUUUCUAACAUUAACCAUACUUCUCUUAACCAGCAUUCAUUCUGACGUUUUUCUGAAUAUAGAGAUUCCUAAAAACGUAUUUAGUUGUAUUAUUUUUCACGCAUAAUAUUUUUUUGUCACAUUCUUAGUUAUGUACACAGAGGAUACUACUGAUAUAAAUAGCAUUAAGGUAUUGUUAUCAAUUUAUAUUCACGUCCUUAAACUGGAAAAUGGCUAGCUGAUUCGUAUAUGUAUUAUUCAUUUACAGAAAAAGAAAAACAGAACAAAACCCGUAUUCGUAUAAACGUUUAUUAGUCUAAUCAUAUUAGAUGAAAAAUCCCCUGGUUUGCGAAAUAAUGUUUGGUUUUAUCGAUGCAAUUUAUUCAGGGGGUGUUUAAAACAUGGACGAUAUUUUUAUGCGAAAAAUAUAAGGUUACGUUUUCUUCUUAUAAACAAAUUCAAACAUCUCUUAGAUGUGAGGAUUCGAACAGAUGCGUUACGGCAUUCGAAAAACAAAUCUUAUACACAUUUUGAAACAAAGCGGAUGUGUCUACUCUUUGUUUUGAAGAAUUUUUUUUCGAAAUUUCUUACAGUUUAUAAAAAAAUAAUUUCAUACUGAAACGCAUUGAAUUGUUUAAAAAUUUAGCGCGCAAACUGAAGACGUAAUUAGGUUUCAAACUGUCUUAGCCCAGUUAAUUGCUGCAUGACUUUAUCAAAUAAGUAGGUCACGUAAUCCAGUUUACUUUUUGAAGAAAUAUAAUCUGGACGUUUUUUAUGAGGUUUAUAUAGGUUUGUUUUCCAAAUCAUUAAAACAGUAGACAAAUAUCAACCAGUGGUAGCGUUGUACUUUGACCGCGCUUCGGAAAUCUGAACAUCACAAACGAAGGUUUUAGUUCAUUUUCAUUACUUUUCAAGGAAGGCAAGCUAAUAUGUCUUCAGAAAUUUCUAAAUGUAAAUGUUCCGGUUACGAUACUUGCAUACUCUAUGUCAUGUGAAACGCUGUUUAAUCACCAUAUAAAAGUACACGUUAGAAUAAAAAAAUUAUUCAAAAAAAAAGAUGUAUGUGGUUACGAACCUGCGUCCUAUGUAUCCACGACACCACGAGUCCUGAAUGAUAAAAAGCUAAAACUUUGAAUAAUAUAUUCAGUGUAAUAGUAAUAUUUUAUCUAAAUUUUCAGACAGGCAGUUCGAUACAAUUGGUUGAUAUUUUUCUACGGUUUUUUUGCUUUCUCGAGUUUGCUGUAUAACACUUUUCGGGUUUUAAUGGUACGAGAUUUGGAAAACAAACGUAUACCAUAUCAGAACUGAGAAAAAAGUCCAGGUAAUCCUAUUUCUUCGAAAUAGAAACUGGAUUACGUGAUCUACUUAUUUGACAGUCAUGCGGCCAUCAUUCUUAGCACAUACUACAUACUAACUGGACUAAGACAGUUUGGAACAUAAUUGUGUCUUCAGUUUGAGUGUUAACUUUUCUAACAAUUCAUUGUGAAAUUAUGUUUUUUUUUAUAAGCUUCGACGCUUAUCUUUCAUCGAGUGAAACUGUCAGCUCUAUACACAUCUUUUUGGAAAAAAUGCCUUGCAACAAAAAGUUGUAGGAACAUCCGCUUUAUUUUAAAAUGUGUAUAAUGUAUGUUUUUCAAAUAUCGUACACAUUUGUUCGAUUCCACACAAAUACAAAAUGUUUGAAUUUGUUGAUAAGGAAAAACCUAGCUUUUUAUUUUUUGGCCUGUGAUUUGCCAUAUAUCGACGAGGUAAAUUCGUAUAUUUUGGUAUGAAAUAACCCUUGAACGUACGUUGUUUUUUUGCUCCAUAAACUAGUAUUGAUGUUUGGAAAACAGGUGUUUCAGGAUAAAGAAUUAGAAAUUCUCAAAAACUUGACCGAUCGAUUCCAAUUUUGUUGUGGUAAUUUAGAAGUAUUUGACCUAUGCAUUUGAGGAAUUGCAAGUAUCUUUUUGGUCAUAACUUUUUUGCUUUUAAUGGGACGUUUGUGUAUGAUCUUAUUUUGUAGGUCUCUUUAAGUGCCUAAAAAUCUCAUUUGAAAAGUCGUUUCGUUCGACUCAACAAUUUCGAUUGGAUCCCAAAAAACGCGUCCCACGUCGCAUUUCCCACAAAAAUUGGUGUACCGAUUUAAUGCGUCUAUGUUUUGCAUAUCUCUCUGACCAUUACAAUUAUUUUGGGGAAAUUUGCUAAUACGGUUAGACUAUAUAUGAUAAGUCAACGUAUGAUUUUAUGUAUUGCUUUACACAAAGUAGUGUCACCCGAUUAAUCUAGCGAAUGAAAAACUUCAUCCCAACUGUGCCCAAGACUGCAUCUGCCAUGUUGGGCGAUAUAUACAUGUCAGCUAAUUUAAGGUAUCUUCAUCACGGAACCGAUAUGAAGUUCAAAGUAGACUCAGCAAACUUAACAACUUGAAAUAUUAACAGAUCUGAACAUGAGUGACGGUGCUGUGGUGCUUGAGUUAGAGUGACGUCUUUAAUGAUGGCCAAUCGCGUGAUAGCAUUUAUGUUGUAUUUAUUUAUUUAUUUUCUGUUAUUUUAAUUUUAGGGCUUUGCGGUUUAUUGACUGAAACAAGAUUGAAUAUACAUGCCAGUAUAUUCAUCUACUCUUUAUUUAAAACAAAUAUGUUUCAUUUUCUUUUUCUGAACAUCAGCGCUAACUAGCCA